UUCUGUCACCUUUGAAUGUCUCAUAAUUUUGGUCCAACCCGUUGCGGUGCUUUAGUCGUGCGUGGGCGUGUGAGAGAAGGAGAGAGAGUGCGUGUGUAAUGGACGACUCGCUCAGAGAGGAUCAAAAGGAACGAGAUAAUGAGAGUGCGCUUCGGUGUGUGUGUGUUGAGUGCCUCUGCGACGUUGAAAAUAUCUCUCCAUCUGGGUAACGGAAAAGGUCAAUAGCAAUGUAUCCUUCAUCUCCAAUUAUCGCUUGCAUUCAAUAAUCCCAAAACUAUUCGUAUUUCGAAUUCCGUUUUGUUGAAGGUCAUUUUUAUGUCACCCAAACAUAUCGCUUAGUAACCGGCCCUAAACAUCCAUUCUAUGUCGACCUAACCCAACGCGAAAAGUUCAAAAUGCGGAUGUAUCUAUGUAUCUACUGCAGGCCUGGCUCCGGCUAGAAGCCAUCGUAUAGUUGAGCAGGCAGCCACCGCCCCCUCCCCGGGGACUAACAACCAGACAAAGGCAACCCAUUCACCCAGUGGCCCAGUGAGGCCCAGACCCCGGGAGGACAGAGACAGAGACAGGGACAAGGGAAACGCGAUAAUUUUGCACUGCAGCCAAAAUCGAAUUAGUCGGCUGGCGGUGCUUGGAGAGCGAGCAAGCGCCUCCGCAAUGCAGACGCGUCCGAGCAGUGAACCGCAACGCGCCAAGGAGCAACUCCUGCGAGAGCUGCCACCGCAGAAAUGCUCCAGCGCCACGCUGGCCAAGAAGGUGCUGCCGCAGAGCCCGCCGGCAGCACCGCCGCCCACACCGGCCACAAUUGUGCCGCUCACUGCGGUGCCCGUCAUCCAGCUGACGCCUCCGUCGCACUCCGGCGACACGCCGCAAAAGUCAGCACCUCCGCCGCCGCCACCGCCGCCCGAGAAGGCUGUGACUCGCACUCCGGAUGGCGGCAACAAGGAGAACCUGCCCGUGAGAGCCGCAUCCAAGCCUUUGGGGGCACCCAGCAACUAUGCGGCACGACGCACCUGGAUCACCACGGAGCGGAUGAAUGAGCUGCGGCGCAAGGCCCAGGAGGCGGCCAAGCAGAACAAGAUCUUCACCAUCCGCGGGUGCUUCAAUUCGGUGCGGAACGCCCUGCUGGCGCGCGGAUGGGUGGAGAAGCUCGAUGUGCAUCGGAAGGUGGUGCCGGCGGGCCAGAUGACCUACGAGGAUCUCACCCAGCGACUGCCAAAGCGCAAGGCCGGCGAGACGCGGCGGCAGUACAUCCAGAAGUGCGAGCGGAACAUCAUGUCGCGCUUCCUGGAGCACAUGCCCGUGGACUUUCUGUGGACGAACCGGAAGGAGAAGUGCGACUACAUCGACCAGGCCAAGAAUCCCGGCAUGACGAUCAACAAAUUCCACCGGGCCCCCUUCACCUCCAAGGAGGGCCUGUGCAGCCAGCUGCGCGACUUCCACUGGUUCUUCGAGGAGGGCACGGCCGAGAUGUACUUCCCGCGCUGCUACAACGUCUGGAGUCCCGAGGAGCUGGGCGAGUUCGUCGACAACUUCAAGCUGACGGCCUGCGUGGCGUACCUGCGGGCCGUGCUCUGCCGCUACCACAAACAGGGGCCCGAGGCCGUCUUCUCCGCCGGCGGCAAGAUACCCUACUCGUCGAUAGACUUCGCCUACAAGCGACUGGUGGAGUACCUCGACAGCUGCCAGCACAACGACAUCGACUUCGAGGAUCCGCCCAAGAUCUGGGAGCACGACUGGGACGCCUUCCUCUACCAGCACCAGCAGCUGGUCAACGAGGACGGCCGCAUCCAGCACGAUGGCCAGCGGCUCGAGCACACGGCCAAGAGCUGUCUCUCGCUGGUGGACAAAAUGAAGGUCCACUGGCCGCAGUACAGUCUCGAUGGCUAUCAGAAUUUGUGGAUCGUCAAGCCGGCCAACAAGUGCCGCGGUCGUGGCAUCCUCCUGAUGGACAACCUAAGGAAAAUACUGGGUGUUGUGAAUCCCUCGAUAGCCUCCAAGAGUCGCUAUGUGGUGCAAAAGUAUAUAGAGCGACCGCUUAUACUCUUCCAAACAAAGUUCGAUAUACGCCAAUGGUUUCUGAUAACAAACACACAGCCAUUGGUGGUGUGGUUCUACAGAGAGAGCUAUCUGCGCUUCAGCUCCCAGGAGUACUCGCUGAGCAACCACCACGAGUCGGUGCACCUCACCAACUACGCCAUCCAGAAGAAGUACACCAACGGGAAGCGGGACAAGCGGCUGCCCAGCGAGAACAUGUGGGACUGCUACUCCUUCCAGGCGUAUCUGCGACAAAUCGGGAAGUACAACAUGUGGCUGGAGCGGAUAUUUCCGGGCAUGAGGAAGGCCAUUGUGGGCUGCAUGCUGGCCUCGCAGGAGAACAUGGACAGGCGGCCGAACACGUUCGAGUUGUUUGGCGCCGACUUCAUGAUCUGCGAGAACUUCUAUCCCUGGCUCAUCGAGAUCAACUCCAGUCCGGAUCUGGGGGCCACCACGAGCGUCACGGCGCGCAUGUGUCCCCAGUGCCUGGAGGAUGUGGUCAAGGUCGUAAUCGAUCGUCGCACGGACCCCAAGGCGGACAUGGGCAACUUCGAUCUCGCCUACCGGCAGGUGGUGCCCCCAACACCCGCCUACAUGGGCCUCAAUCUGUUCGUCAAGGGCAAGCAGCUGCUGCACAAGGUGAACCACAGCCACAACCACCACAACUACUACUACCAGCAGCAGCGCAAGGAGCGCUCCCUGGCCACCAGCAGCGUCUACCGCCAGCGGUCGGCCAUCCUGCAUCCCGCGACGAGCAUAUCGCGCAUCCACCGGGCCAUGCCCACCUUCAACGCCACCGAGUACAUGGAAAAGUACAUGGUGGAGCCUCUGAGCAGCAGUCGCAGCAGCCUCAGCAGCAGUCAGCAGGCGACGACCAUCAGAUCCCCGUCAGCCCUCACAGCGGGGCCUCCCCCAUCAUCGUCCGCCACCGGCAGUCCGUAUCUGUUGAAGCAAGCGGGUCGCUCCAUCACUCAGCUGCUGAGUGCCUCCCACAAGCGGAACACCAUGGGAACGCUGCCCGGAGAGGCAAGCACCAGUACGGCCCUGCCUCCCAAGCGGCAGCGCAGCUGUGGGCCGCGUCUCAGCGCCACGAAUCCCGUGGACAGCACCGAGAAGAAGUUCAAGAUCCUCAUCAAGAACUACACAUCCAACGGCAGCGACAGUCAUCUGAUGGAGAAGCCAGAGCCCCCGGAGACGUCUGCUCCGGCCACAGCUCCGGUGAUCAGUGAGCGCAAGUGGCGGAGUCUUCGCAACAUCACUGCCACCACCAGCUCCGCCUCCUCCGCCUUCUGCCGGGCCAAGGCUCAGGCCACAGCUGCCGCUGCCACAGCCACAGCCACUGGCACGCCGUUACCUUCGCGUCGCUUCCUGCGCACCAAGUCGGAGAUCGAGAGCACGGCCAGCAUCCAUGCCAUUGGCAGGACCUUCGGCAGAAAGUCCAAUGGUCCCCGCCUGCCGAUCAGCAUCUCGGUGCAGGCCCUGCACCGGGGAGAGCCCAUUGUGGCGGCCCUCAAACAGGCCACCAGCGAACUGCAGUUGUCCCAGGGCCAGGUCCUGAGUCCCCGCACAGCGCUGGCCAACAAACUGAACAACUCCACACUGGCGGUCCCCGCUCCUCCGCUGCCCGUCGGCUGAGACGUACACCAACACUGCCAUGCAGAGGCGUAGCUAGGUAGCCCCCCGACUAAAGGUCAUGUCAAGUCGAAAUAUAAAUAAACAUAUCGUAAUAGUUUUAAGGUGUAAAGGAACUUUAGGAUUGUAUGAUGGCACCCAUUUAUGUUAGUGGGAGAGCGAGAGAGAAGAAAAAACAAUAUGCAAAGAGUACAGCGAAACAUAAAAGAAAUUUCUUACCUUUUGGCCCAUCAUCUUGCUCCGUUACGUUCUCCUUGCUUCGUUUGCUGUAGCUACUACGUUAACCGCGGCGAUGGACAAUAACGUAGCACUGGAAAACUCCGUUUUUCCGCUUUUUACGAACCAAAACCGCAAACGCACGCGCACAAGCAAAGGAACCCAAUAAUUUCAAGAAAAUGCCCAUAAAAAAAACACCUUGGAAGGCGAGCGCCGACGCUAAGCGCUUUUGCUGAUUCCUUUCUACCCUCUG
Drosophila miranda is the source of this 4135-nucleotide messenger RNA. RefSeq names its product tubulin glycylase 3A (gene TTLL3A). Lineage: Eukaryota; Metazoa; Arthropoda; Insecta; Diptera; Drosophilidae. The record is from RefSeq and is a predicted model, not a curated record. Bases 655 to 3669 code for a protein of 1004 amino acids. Gene Ontology annotation, molecular function: protein-glycine ligase activity, initiating. Gene Ontology annotation, biological process: cilium movement; cilium assembly; protein polyglycylation. Gene Ontology annotation, cellular component: cilium. The transcript is spliced from 6 exons.